UCCGGCUCUUCUGAAGCCGUUUCGCUCGCCGAUCUGUGAACGCUGGGAGGGGGGCUCUUUAAAUCUCUCCCGCUCAACUCCCGACUCUUACCCCCCUCCAAAAAAAAUCAAUAAACAACAACUACGCUAUUUAAUUGCACUGUAUUUUUUUCAGUUACAGUUGGACACGAUUAAAUUAAAAACGUCCGAUUAUUUAUUUGUGUGUUUCGCAGUUCAUGCUUUGUCUGUAUUUUUUGCACACCUCAAGAGGAGGGCAGAAAUGGCGGCCAACAUGUACCGGGUCGGAGACUAUGUCUUCUUUGAGAACUCUUCCAGCAACCCUUAUCUGAUAAGGCGAAUAGAAGAGCUGAAUAAGACAGCGAGCGGUAAUGUGGAGGCCAAGGUGGUCUGCUUCUACAGACGGAGAGACAUCUCCCACAGCCUGAUCCAGCUGGCGGACAAACACGCGAGAGACCUGGAGGAGGAGAAGGAGGGGCCCCGAGACCCCGAGCUCAAUGACAAGCAGAAGCACCAGCUGCGGCACCGCGAGCUCUUCCUGUCGCGGCAGUACGAGUCGCUGCCAGCUACGCAUAUCCGGGGGAAGUGCAGUGUGGCGCUACUGAAUGAGACCGAGGUUGUCCUCUCGUACCUGGAAAAAGAGGACACCUUCUUCUACUCGCUGGUGUACGACCCCACACAGAAGACCCUGCUGGCAGACAAAGGGGAGAUCCGGGUGGGUCCACGCUUUCAGGCCGACGUUCCAGAUAUGCUGUCGGAGGGAGAGCCUGACAAUAGAGAUCAGUCCAAGCUGGAGGAGAAGAUGUGGGAUCCCCAGUGUCCCCUGACCAGCAAGCAGAUCGACCAGUUCCUCGUGGUGGCCAGGGCGGUGGGGACGUUCGCCCGCGCGCUGGACUGCAGCAGCUCCGUCCGGCAGCCCAGUCUCCACAUGAGCGCCGCUGCUGCCUCCCGUGACAUCACACUGUUUCACGCCAUGGAUACUCUACACCGGCACGGCUACAACCUGGCCAGUGCCAUCAGUGUGUUGGUGCCCCAGGGCGGCCCGGUGCUGUGUCGAGAUGAGAUGGAAGAAUGGAGCGCCUCCGAGGCCAGCCUGUUUGAAGAAGCACUGGAGAAGUACGGCAAGGACUUCAACGACAUCCGGCAGGACUUUCUUCCCUGGAAGUCGCUAACCAGCAUCAUCGAGUACUACUACAUGUGGAAGACCACGGACAGAUACGUGCAGCAGAAGCGGCUGAAGGCGGCAGAAGCGGAGAGCAAGCUGAAACAAGUUUACAUCCCAACAUAUAGUAACAAGCCCAACCCCAACCAGAUCUCCGUCACUAAUGGCAAGAUGGCCACCGUGAACGGUGCUGCGGGGCCAGGCGGAUAUCAGACGGCAGGUGUGGGCCGAGCCUGCGAGAGCUGCUUCACCAUGCAGUCUGCCCAGUGGUACUCAUGGGGCCCCCCCAACAUGCAGUGUCGCCUGUGUGUGUCCUGCUGGACGUACUGGAAGAAGUAUGGGGGGCUGAAGAUGCCCAGCCGAAGCGAAAGCGAGGAGAAGGCACCCCCCAGUCCUGCAGCCACCGCCCCCCAGGAAUCCCGUCCACGGAGUCACGGUCCCCGGCAAUCAUCUCACAUGGUCCCCAUGCGAAACAGCAGCAGCCCCAGGUCCUCCAUGAAGACCAAGCAGGCCUUCCUGCUGCAGGCCACACGCCUCACCAAGUUGGCCCGUCACAUGUGCCGUGACCUCAUCAGGCUGCGCCAGGCAGCCCGCCGCCCCUUUGUGCCCAUUAACUGUGGCGCUAUAAAGGCGGAGUACAUGAGCAGAGGUCCGGAGGGAGGGGGCAGGCCAGCCCGCCUCAGAGCAUCCCAGAGAAGCACCCUCUCCAGUGUCCUGCAGUACCUGGAAUCUCGGCCCACGCCCCACGCUCCUCGCACACCCCGCACCCACGGCCUGCGGGUCCAGCCCCCCAAGAGCCUGCUGUCCUCCCUCCCCAACCACGGGCCGCUCAGCAUGCUGGGAAAGCGAAGUUACCACCACCACAGCCGACUCGAGGCAGCAGAGAGGCGGGGAAGUGUGAGUUGUCAAGAUAACUCCAGCCACGUUGUAGGGUCCAUACUGCACAACGGGAGGAGCGGCAGCAGUACCCCCCGGAACGUCGAAACCAUGCUCCACAAGCGACGGCCCAACUGGAUUGAGGCACCAGACGACAGUUUCUUCCUCGUGUCCCAGGAAACCAGUGCCGCAGCCGUUAGACCCCUGCUGACGGAUGAUCCGGAGGCUGCUUUCUCGCUUCCAGCUCAGGAGGGCCUGUAGGCAGCCGUGCGAGCAGAUCGACGUGAGGAGGACUCAUGGCCCGGCCCACGGUCACCUCCAGCACCUGAGAGCCCGAGACCCCAUCAUCAUCCAGGACUGACCCCCAAUGGAGACCUUUGUGAUCAACUCGCUGACAUCCCUCACCCUCACCCUCCUCCUCCCACCUCCUACCCAUUCUGGCUCUUGGCUCAUUGGUCCCCCGAGAAACCAGAAUUCCCAUCACGUACCAGCAUCACUGGAAGAACUAAUUAUUUAAAAAAAGACACUAUAUCCGUACAGUAUGAAACGUGCCCAUGACUGUCCUCAGCUGGGGAAAAGUAAAGAAACAACAGAAAUAGCAAAUUUAAAAAUGCCAUAUUCAGGUUGCGGGUACAUUCUAUCACACGGAUAUUCUUCCUUCCAUGAUGAUUACUCCAUUGUAAAUAACAAACUGUCCAGUUUUUGAAAUGGUGUUUUUAAACAGUGACCUUUGGGUUUUAUAUUUGCUUCAGCCAUAGUCCCGUCACCCACUUUGCUGACAAUCGGUACCCUCAAGAGUGUCGAGUUCGCGGUGAGAUCAGCCACCAUGAGACUGGCCAGGGGCUUCAUUUCAGUCGCCUUUCAGUUUGCAGCCAGACGUUUUACUAGAUAGAUUCACAGUAAACAUCUCGUUCAAAGGUACAACAGCAAACCCCCCUAUAGCUCGCCUCUGAAACGGCAGGCCUCGGGCCCGUCUCCGGAUCACUCGCUCCAGCGGGAUACGUCGAGGCCCCCAGAUUUGACCUGCACAAGCCUGCGAUUUCCCCUACCCUGUUUUUUUCUGCUUCUCCUAUAAGUCCAAAGUGUCUGAUGAGAUGCAAAGCGGAAUAAAACGUGACUGUCACAGGCAAUCCCUCCCCCCACCUGGAUAUGACACCUUCUCUCUUACACUGCAAAGACAUUGAUGACAGUAAAUCUGCAUCAUCUGUCACUGAUUACUGCACCUGGGUAUAAAAGCUGCUGCCAUCUUUGCACAUCUACAACUGUGCCAUGGUAUUAGACGAAUUGCUGUAAAUUUGUUAACAAAGCAGUUAUUAUGGGACGCAACAUAGAUUUAUCUGCAAAGGGGAAGACAAUUAUCAUUAUGAACUUAGGUGAUAGCAAAUCAACGCUUGAAAUUGCUAAGAUGACAGGCAGACACCAUCGUGCCAUGAAGAUGCAUGUAGUUAGGAAGAGGACAGAUUUGUUUCCCAAGAUAGUACUCGCUUAUUGAGGAAGAGUUUAACAGAAAACCAACGGCAAAGAGAUAUUUAACAAAACCAGCAAUGUCUCAAGGUCAACAAGGUGUUGAAUACUUCACCACCCUGGAAAAUGUUUCAUGAUUUUCAACCUCAACUGGAGGACAGCUACAAAGUGAAGCUUGUAGAAUGGGCCUAGAAAUAUUUAGAAUGGUAUCAUGAUGGACCGAACAGAUAGAGAAAGAGCUCAAUCAGAAAUGACAGACCUCAUUCUCACAGACAGACUCCAGCAAGGAGUAGUGGUGUGAUUUUCUGGACUGGAACAAUUGGUGGUGAGCUGAUUGGCCACUGGCAAGCUGCUGAAGGUAUAAACUUGACUGCAGAUGCUUAUGUUGAAUUUCCGAAAAGCAACUUCCAUGUUCCAUGGUGUAAAAGUAAGCAUUUGGCAAUAAGAUAAAACAUGCUUUUCAUGCAUGACAAUGCUCAGUCAUAUGCUGUAAGGAAGACAGUUGAAUACUUGAUAAAAUUAGACUGCAAAAAUAGCUAUCUGAUGGAGCGACCAGUAUCUUCAUAAAUUUGAAUCCCAUUAAGAACCUAUGGAGCAUCAUAAAGCAAUAGAAUUAUGGCUCUUGAUGCAAGUUUUCUGCAAACGAAGAAGAAAUAUUCCACCUGCGGAAAUUCAGAAUCUAAUUAGGUCAGUGGAUGAAAGACUAAUAUUGGUCAUAUCUACCCAUGAUAGUGUAAACAAACACUUUAUCUAGGGGGUUUGUUAUAUGAAUCAUUACAACAUCUUUGUUAUCCAUUCUAAAUAAACAUUGCUACAAAUUA
Messenger RNA from Paramormyrops kingsleyae, 4320 nucleotides. The record is from RefSeq and is a predicted model, not a curated record. Lineage: Eukaryota; Metazoa; Chordata; Actinopteri; Osteoglossiformes; Mormyridae.